Molecule: messenger RNA, 8386 nt
Organism: Bursaphelenchus okinawaensis
Lineage: Eukaryota; Metazoa; Nematoda; Chromadorea; Rhabditida; Aphelenchoididae
Source: the annotation of a GenBank genome assembly
AUGCUCGGAAGAUUUUCCUUGCCAACCGAAACUCUGUCUUCAGAGUUAAACGGCCAUGAUGUAUUCAAAAAACGAGUCAAAGUUGUAUAUUACAACCGCAACAGAUACGGAAGGAUCAGAAAGGUAUGUCAUGGUUAAUAUUGUGUUUUAUGUUUAGCAAAUCCUCGAAAAAUAUGUGAGAAAUGAUGCACAUUGUGGGUUGAUGUCUUGUACUUGCAAUGGAGGUGCAUUGGAGACAAAAAAGCUUGAUCCUGUUACGAAUCUUGUUCAGAACAAGGUGAUGAACUUGUCGCAUGUUGUUAUUGUAGAUUCUCAAGUUUUGUUCAAGUUCCUGGACAUUUUUGUUGAGGGAAAGGUUCCGUGAGUUUAUUAAAUUGUUUUUCCUUGAUUUUAGAUAUUAUUUUGAUCAAUUUUGUAUGUGAUUUUGAGUUUUAUAAGCUGAUAUAGAUCAAGGCGUUGGUUUUAUCUAAAUUUUGGUCAAAUGCUUCAAAGAAACUGUUGUUUUUGCUGAAGGGUUAGAGAAACAACUUUUUAAGGUGUUAAAUAUAAUGAUACAUUUUUCAGGAACGUUAUAAUUCCGUAUUCCGCUUGGAGAACGAUAAAACAAAGGAAUCGGAAGGUGUUCAGUGCUUUACAAGACUUGUAUGGAACUGUUAACGACAAUUUCUAUCUGUUUGACAAUGAAUUUUUUAUCGAAACUUUGCCAGAGGGUCCUUUGAGUCAGUCUGAUGGGUAAGAAUGCCUCUAACUUCAUCUUAAUUGCGCCUUUUGUAAAAUUAUGUUGGAUUUCCUUUUUUUAGUGAAACAAUUUUGAUUGGAAAGAUGGCCAACUAUUUGUUGGAACAUUGGAGACAGUUUAAGGUGGUGCCGAUUGUUUUAACGAUGGAUGAUACUUCUUUGGAUCAAGUAAUGGUCUACUACAAGUAUUCUACAACGUUUUUGAAUUAUGUCAAAGGUAAGACUUGUUUAUUGUUUAAGUAACUUAACAAAACUUUCAAUACUUAUUCAUAGGUACUUGUUUUAUCUUAUUUAAAGUUUUAUGGACUGUGUAAAGGCUUGUAGUUGAAUGGAAGGUUAAUUUUGUAUCAAAACAUUGAAUUUCAUUCAGGUUUUUGAUGUUGUAGUAGGGCAUUGAGUUACUUUUGUCGUUUUUCAUAGUUUGUUCUGGGUUUUCAAGGCUUUUUCUCGGUUUUCAUGGUGUUUUCUUUCUUGUUGAUAUCUUCUUUGUCGAUGGAAAGCAGGUUUUUGAUAUUUUGUAGCUCUUUCUUUUCAUUAUCAUUCAAUUGCUUAUCAUUAUUUUCAUCUUUUAGUUCGAUGCACAUACAUCGUCUAUACGAUAUGUCGGUAUUGUUGCUAGUUGUAGCGUUGAGUUCAGUUAAGGUCGUCACAUUAGAAGCUUGAUAUGAGGUAUUGAAGGCCUUGUCAUCGCAAAUUUGACAUGAAGCGUUAAAGCUUGGGUUGUCGAAUGGUGGACAUGAGAGAUUCAAGUUUUUGUCAUCACAACUUUGAUAUGGAUUAUUAAAAACAGUCUCGUUAAAACCCGGAACAUCUUGACAUUUCAAAUCACUCAUUUCAACCAUUUCCGUACCGUUCUGUGAACAGAGCGGCAUACAAUAACAAUCACAAUGGGCAUCCUCAUCUCGAGGACAACAAUGUGAACAGCAAAAAAUGAAACAACUGGGCUUAUUCUUUCCAACACUAACCGGUAAAUUAACCUCCAUAUUGCGGGUCAUAACAUCAAUUGUGUACAUGAGGUUGAUUUUCAUCAAACAAAGGGGUAUUGAACAUAUUAUACAUAAUGGUAGAGAUAUUAAGAGUAUUAAUGCCACAAUAGGGCUGAAUGAUGACUUGAUGCGACUAGUUUUGUUGAUCUUUUUGAGUAUGAUAGGCUUGGCUUUGUGGUAGAAUGUUAGGAAUUUUUGGUAGGAUUGUAGGGUCUUCUUCUUCUCUUUUGGGUUUAGGUAACAUUGCUCGGUUACUGGGGAUACGUUGGUAUCAAUUAUGUUUAUUACUUGCUGAAAUUGAAAAGAUUAGGUAUAGUUGAACUUUUUCAAAUACUUCUGUGCCUCUUAAGCACGGGUAUUUGCGUUGAGAACGGGCACAGAAUUAUUUGCAAAACUUAAUAUUAAAAGGUAAUCUCACCUGAAUCUGACUAAAUUUUCGGUCAACUUCCUUGAAAUUCAAGUGUUUUUUCAUCUGUAAUCUGUUGAUUUCGAUGGUACACCAGUCGAUUAAUACUUGAGCGUUUAUCAUCUCCUCAGGGCCUUUAAAAUUCAAAUAGAUGUCUUUGAAUUCAAGUGGAGAUAAGUUGGCAGAAGAUUGAUUCAUAAUAAUGUUGUCUAACACUACCGUCGGAUAACGACGAGUUAGCAGUAGGAGACGGAAGAACCUUAAAGUAUUGAGUUUAUGGCUUGAAAAUGAUAUUAUAAGGUUUGCAUAGCCUGAUGAGAACAAUACCAUGAAGGAAAAUGUUUAAGACAAGUUUUGGCUUACUUGAUAACAGGUUGAAACAGUUUCACAAUAGGUCGAGAUAAGUAUUCAGCUAAGUAUUGGAAGCUGAAAUAUUGAUUUUAAAAUGAUUUUUGUCUAAUUUUUCACUUACGCGUAGAAACACUGAACACAACAACAAAAACAAAUCGAAAUUCCAGUAUAACAUAAGCAGUUUGAUACUCUGAAAGAUUUUUUAUAGACUUGACAUAAUACAACUAAAAAAUGUUGAAUUCUUUAGCUUAUAACACGUUGACAUACGUUCUACCAAUGCAAGUGUCGUAGUAAACCCAGGUAAAGCAGUUGGUUAUCGAAAAGUAGCUAAAAAUAAAAAAAUAUAUAUCAACAACCUUUACAAGACUAUAAUAAUGAAGCAAACACUAACUUUAAAUAUCUUAUUCAAAGAUUAUUAGAAUUUUGCCUAAACAAUCAUAACUUACCACUGUCCAAAACAAGUCACUACAGACUGGAAAAACCUUGUGAGACGUGAAUUUCGUGUUCUACACAUACAACAACGACAUUUUUUACGUUGUGUUACAGGAACGUUAGUACAAGUCUUUGGUGGCUUUUUGUCACUUCUAACAGACUUUAAUUCUUGUUUACAGUGAGAUUUUCUAUGUUCAGUAGACGCAAAAAUUGAUUUUUUUGUAUCGUCAAACUUGACAGUUUGUCUUGUAUCAAUCUGUAGCGUUGAUGAAUAACCAGGCUCACUUUUGCGUCGUUUCAAAGUACUGUAACUGGGCGUAUACCGGUAUAUAGAAGGAGGUAAAGUUGUUGGUGAAUAAGGCACAUAAAGUUGAGAACUGUUGUCGGUAAAACGAAAAAUGUCGCUUUGAGUAGAGGGAGAAAAAUUACUUUUAAUAUGACUAGAAUUAAAUUCUUUGUUCAUUUAUUAAUUUUAAAGUCAAAAUGAACAUAAAUAAGGAAAAAAUGGUAGAAAUGAAGUUAAUAUCAAGCUGUCUGAUCGGAAAAUUUAUUUUAUUAAUUUUGAAGUUGACAUAGACAUGUUUUUUUUGGAAGCUAUAAUUGAUACGAAAGACCAAUCUGGUUAAUUUUUGCUGGCUUUUUUUGGAAAUAUUUUAGAUAAACCAAAUUUAAAAACUGAAGAGAUAUUUUCAGAAAGUAUACCUUAACUUGCAAUUAAAAAAUAAAAAUUUUGAUCAGAUAGUUUAUUAUUAACAUUUUUCUGUGAGACAACUAGAUAUUAACAUGAUUUCCAUCAUUUUAUCCCUAUUUACCUGUGUUUUGGCUUUAAAAUUAUUAAAUGAACACAGAACUUAUCUCAAAUCAUAUUACUUCCACUCAAUGUAACUUAUCUCAUUCUACUCAAAAGUGGCAUUUUUUGUUUUACCAAAGAUAAAACGUCUCAAUUUUCUGUGCCUUAUUCACCAACUACUUUACCUCCUUCUAUCUACCGGCAUACGCCCAGUUACAGUACUUUAAAACGACGGAAAAGUGUGCCUGGUUAUGCAUCAAUACUACGGUUUGAUACAAGACAAUCUGUCAGGUUUUACGGUACAAAAAAAUCAACUUUUGCUUCGACUGAACAUACAAAAUUUCAGCGUGAACAAUUAAAGCGUGUUAGAAGUGCGAAAAAGCUAUCAAAGGCUUGUAAUAAGGCUCCUGUGACACAACCUGAAACAUUUUGUUGUUGUAUGUUUAGAGUAAGAAAUUCUUGUCUCACAAAUUUGUUCAUGUCUGUAGAGACUUUUUUUGGACAGUGGUAAGUUAUGAUUGCACAAACACAGGUUUGAUCUUCUUCGAAUAAGCUAUUCAGGCUAUUAUUUGCUUAGAAAUAAACUUUAUGAGUUAUAAAUAGGUUUUAAAUUAAAUCUUAUAAUCUUAAAAAUUUACUGUGAACUAAUACAAACCUACCUUCCAGGGUUUCCCAAAUCAGAUGAAAAGAAACUACUGGUUCAGCGAGUCAAAGAGCUUGGUAAAGUCGAGGAGAAGGGCGGUAAAAACCCACAUUACCCCUAUUACAUGGGUGAACGUGAAUUGGACGCCGCCGUACGAGAUGGUACCGUUCGUGUCGGCAAAUUUACUGUGACAAUGGAGAAUCGACAAGAAGCCUACGUCCAAGUCAACGACAAUCUAAAAGUUUUGGUGCACGGAGUAUUGAACAUGAACCGUGCUAUCACAGGAGAUACUGUGGCUGUGUACGUGUUUCCCGAAUCCAAAUGGCGUGCUCCAGAAGGCCGUUAUCGUACACAAGACGAGGAUGAAGAGAAGAAAGAAGAGUUUGUUAAUGAUGAAGAGCAGGAGAACAAAAAGAAGGAGAAUGUGGUACCGACCGGUCGAAUCGUGAAUAUUGUGAAGAGGCAGUUGAAACAUUACUGUGGUAUUUUGGAGCCUCCGACGGUUAAAAGUAAGGAAAUAGGGAGAGAACUCUGUUUAUAUAAUAGAAAAUGGCAAGAACUUUCUUUACAAAAUCAAAAAAUGGCAAGAACUUUCUUUACAAAACAUUAAAUGGCAAGAACUUUCUUUAAAAAGCAAAAAAUGGAAAGAACUUUCUUUACAAAACGAAAAAAGCCGAAAGUAACAAAAAUAUUGUUUUAGAUGGCAGUAGAUGCCUCUUCCGACCAGCCGAUCGUCGUAUGCCAUUGGUAAUCAUUGAUACCCGCGCCUAUGAAAUGGCAGUUGGAAAGAAAGUUCUUGCAUCAAUAGUAAGAUGGCCAGCCGACUCAUGGCUACCUCAAGGAUCGCUUGUCCGAGUGAUUGGUCAAGUCGGUGACAAAGAUGUUGAGAAUGAAGUCAUCCUUCUCGAGCACGAUGUCAGAUUCCGCGAGUUCACGGAGGAGGAACGUUCCGAACUACCACCAGCCGAGUGGAAACCAGCCUCACCGCUAGAGGCGUACAGAAGAGAUCUGACUUAUCUUGAUGUAUGCUCAGUGGAUCCGGUUGGUUGUACUGAUAUUGAUGAUGCUCUACACUUCCGAGAGAUCAGUAAGGGAAGAUAUGAAGUUGGAGUGCAUAUUGCUGAUGUCAGUCAUUUUGUCAGGGCUGGAUGCCCAUUGGAUUUGGAGGCUAGUCGAAGAUGCACUACGGUAAGGAGGGGUGAAGAGUUGGGGGUCCGGUGGGGUAGGGAGGGUUGUGUAGAGUAAGAUAGCUUAAGGCAGAAUGAGGUAGAAUUGGUAUGAUAGGUCAGGGAGUAAGGUGGAUGGGUAAAGGGUAAAGAAUGAUAAGGAAAGGUACUUUCUUUAGGGAAAAAAAGCAAGUUUUUUGUUCAUACCGCAAGAACUUUCUUUCUAAAAGUCUUUUUUUUGAAAAACCGCAAGAACUUUUUUUUACAAAAUUUAUUUUUUGAAAAACCGCAAUAACUUUCUUUACAUUCUCUAACUUUUAAGUUUUCUAAAUUUCAAUGGUAUAAUAAUAUUGUUAUAGGUAUACCUAUGUGGUCGCAGAAUCGACAUGCUGCCAGAGCGUUUGUCUUCCUUCUUGUGCUCAUUGAGAGAACACGAACUUCGCUACGCAUUCUCGGUCAUUUGGGAGCUGGACGAAAAAGCCGAAAUUCAAAAUGUUCAAUUCACAAAAUCACUGAUAAAAUCGAGAAGGGCCUUCACCUACGAACAGGCGCAGAACCUGGUGGAUUUGAAGGAGGAUGUAAGGAUUUUUAGUGGGAAUGGCAAUUCUAAAUGCCAUUUUUUAACUUCGAAAAAAAAAUUUUUGAUUUAUUGAAAAAUGGCAAUAACUUUCUUUAGAAACCUAAAAAUGGCAAGAACUUUCUUUACAAAACAGAAAAUGGCAAGAACUUUCUUUACAGAACUCAUUUUUUGAAAAACCGCAAUAACUUUCUUUACAACUUUUUUUUAUUACCGAAUUCCCAGGAUCGUAUUUUACAAAAUCUUUUCAGAACUCAGUCUUAGCCAAAUCUCUCCGCGGCCUAAUGAAAUUGUCCAAGAUAAUGAGAGAACGCCGACGCCAACGAGGCUCAUUAACUUUGGCAUCGAUGGAGAUUCGCUUCGAUUUCGACGAAAAAACCGGAAAUCCAGUUGGCGUGUCGGCCAAGAAAUCCUUGGACACAAUGUCAAUGGUUGAGGAAUUCAUGUUAUUGGCCAAUGUGUCGGUGGCCGAACGCAUCUUGAGCGAAUAUCCAGGAGCAGCGAUGUUGAGAAGACAUCCUGUACCGAAUCAAGAAGCCUUCCUACCGCUCAUUGAGGCCGCUAAGGAAAUGGGUUUUGAAAUUAAGGUGAGGAGAGGGGUUUUGGAGCGGAAACGGGGUUUUGGGAAGAGGGGGUUGAGAAAGAAGGGCAGGGCGAAAUGGAAGAAGGGGUGGUUCUUUAAAAAUUAAGGUGAGGAGAGGGGGUUUGGGAAGAGGAGGGGGAGGGAUAAGGCAAACUAGAAAAGGGAUGGUUUUUGAAAACGAGGUAAGGAGAGGGUUUUAGAGAAAAGGGAGGGGUAGGGUAGGAUAAAAUGAAAGAAGGGGUGGUUCCUUAAAUUUUUCACAAAAAUUUCAAGAACUUUCUUUUCAAAACACAAAAUGGUAAGAACUUUCUUUACAAAACAAAAAAUGGCAAGAACUUUUUUUACAAAACAUGAAAUGGCAAGAACUUUCUUUACAAAACAAAAAAUGGCAAGAACUUUCUUUAAAAGCUUUAAAAUUACUUAAAAAAUGUCAUUUUAUACCUAAUCCUCUCUUUACUUUCAGACCGACAACAAUAUUCUCCUAGCCGAAUCCCUGGACAGAGCCGUCGACCCAAACAAUCCAAAGGCCAAUCAAAUGUUGCGAAUGAUGGCCACAAGAUGUAUGACUCAAGCCUUGUACUUCCCCGCAGGAACAGUACCAACCGACCACUACAGACAUUAUGGUCUCGCCAUACCCAUAUACACUCACUUCACAUCACCAAUUCGAAGAUACGCCGAUGUUGUUGUACAUAGACAGUUGGCUACACUGCUUGGUGUAUUCAAGAACACUGAAAUGCCAAAAAUGUUUAGUCGUGCGGCGUUGGUGUUCUUGAGUGAUGAAAUGAACAGAAAGUGAGUGGGAGGGGUAGAAAUAAGGGUUUAUGAGAUGGGGUGGGGUCGUUAAGAUACAAAAGGUAAAGGCUUUCUUUGGGGUUCAAGUGGUGUCUUCUGGGGAGGGGGUAGAGAAAAAAUGAGUUUUGGAAAGAAAGUUCUUGCGGUUUUUUUGAAAAAUGGGUUUUGUAAAGAAAGUUCUUGCGGUUUUUUUGAAAAAUGGGUUUUGUAAAGAAAGUUUUUGUGGUUUUUUGAAAAAUGAGUUUUGUAAAGAAAGUUCUUGCGGUUUUUCAAAAAAAAAAGAUUUGUAAAGAAAGCUCUUGCGGUUUUUUGAAGAAUGGGUUUUGUAAAGAAAGUUCAUGCGGUUUUUUAAAAAAUUAUUUUGGGAAAACAGCUUUUGCAUUUUGAUGAAAAAAUUUUUAAUUUUGCUUUAAAUUUUUAAAAAUGAAGUUUAUUCGUUUCAGGAACCGCUUAGCACAACGAGCAAACCGAGCUAGUGUCGUGCUGAACACUCAAUUCCUGUUGAACAGCAAACCAGCUGAAGACGAUGGAUUUGUGACUCAAUUGAAGGAAAAUGGCGUUUUGGUGAGUUUAAAAUGGCAUUUUUUUGACUAAAAUGGAAAAAUUAAAAAACCACUCGAUUUUUUUUUGAAAAUUUUUUACCACGCCUUUAAAUUUUUUUGUUUUUUUUCUGUAUCCAAUGCCCUACCUUCUCUCAAAUUAAAACCUUCAAUUUCAGGUAGUAGUACCGAAGUAUGGUGUGGAUUCAGUGGUCGAAUUUCCUCUAAAUUGCACCGUGAAACUGUCAUUAUUCCAGAAGGUUCGAGUUCGCUUAUCAGUGGAAGAGAAUAAUCAAAGACGCUUUUUGAGAAUGCAAAUAAUCGACCCUGAACUGACAGAAGGCUCUGGGGAUGCUGAACCUACGGAGAGCUUCAUGGAUUAA